CUGAGAGUGAUUAGGGACAAGCGAAAAGAUUUCACACUAUGUAUUUCUCCCGUAUUACAUUUAAGCUUGUGUAGGCUCUUUGUCCGCCUGUUGCUGGACGGGAAAGCAGAUUUGUUUUUUCAUUACGAUCGAUCAUUUAGAUCAGUUUUGAAUUUGUUGCUGUCCUGCAUGUAAACUUACGGUAUCGGGUAGACUAAAACUGAUUCAACGGAUAUGUUUAAUUCUUGUUAUAUAUACAAUAAACAAAUUACAACAUAGAAAGUGCUUUGUAAAGAUUUUUAUUCACUAGUCGAAAAACUUUGGAACUCAUGAAUAAAAAUCCGUACGUCGCACUUUCUAUGACGUAAUCUAUAUAUACUGUCCUAAUAUCCUUCUCAUGGGCGCUUUCUCAUUCAAUUAAAAAUUUCGAAACGGGGACAAAAUGCUACGAAAAUUUCCUGGGAAAGUUUUCAGAACAUCCGUAAACUGUUGAAUUUCCGAAAACGCCGGAAAUUCCAUUCGGAAAGACAAAUGGAACGGAAAUUCCAGGAGAAACUUCCAAAAAUUUAUGUAUACCUCUUUUUCUGAAAUACCGGAAAAUGCUGUCUAUUCGUCAUUGACCUGGACCACUGCUUCUUGCCAAAUUACAAGCCAUACAGCGAUCAAACUCGCCUACAUGCUGCCAAAGCGUAGCGAAAUGGCAAAAAUACCUACAAAUCCCCCACGGUACAUGUUACCCAUACACUGUCCAUGCAGAGCAUCAUGAAUCUAGCCCCAGGACUGUAGUUUUCAGUUAGCCAGACAGGACUUUUUCUUGGUGACGGCGAUUUUAUUGUCUUGUCAUUAAUGACAAAUUUUGUCCUGAUACCGUGGAAUCAGUAAUUUUUCGAGCUUUCGAAUCUCCCGUUAUACAUUAUCCUAAUCUGGAGUUAACAUGCAAACACUAAAUAAAUCUUUUUUUCAGUGCCCUCCGUCGCUCCUCAAAAUGUGACAGCGGUCAGUAAGACUUCCACCAGCAUCUUCCUGAGGUGGGAUGCUGUUCCAUCCAAUCAAAGAAGCGGUAACAUUCUGGGGUACAAAGUGAAUUUGACAUUACAAAGCAAAAUCGAUGACAGGCAAUUCACCGAAGAGGUUAGCGUUGCAAUGGUUUACGUCAACCUAACAGGACUCAGAAAGAGCAGAAAUUUCAAUAUUACAGUGUCUGCCUUCAAUGAAUGUGGAGAUGGACCUCGUAGUGUGAAUCUCUUUGUGAAGACAGAUGAAGACAAGCCUGAUGCGGCUCCUCAAGAUGUCACAGCAGUCAACAGGACGUCAUCAAGUAUACUGAUCAUGUGGGGUGAAGUGCCAAGAAGUAAACGUCAAGGAAGCAUUCAGAGUUACAGAGCGGAUUACACAUCAACAACAAGCGACGAAACAAAAAGUAAGGAGGUCCAAGCCCCUACCCAAUACUUGGAGAUAGAUGACUUGGAACACAACACCAACUACACCAUCACAGUUAUGGCUUCCACCAGUAAGGGAUAUGGACCAGCCAGCGAGCCUAUUUUUGUGGCCACAGAUAAAGAUCAAACUGUACCAUGAACACUCUGUCCGACUUUUGGGGUUGGAUUCUUCGAAGGGACGAUGAUAUUUCAUCCUCUUAACUUGAAACCAAGACAGUAAAAUUUAGUUUGCACUUGUAAAUAGACUGCAGUUCUAAGCCAAAUACAGGCACUUUGGACGGGAAAGAGAUUGGACAAAAAUCCAUUGACGGGAGACGGAUUUUAAAAGUGCGUUCACAACCGGCGACUCCCACUUCUUACUCGAUUACCUUUGGUUAAACUACAGCCGUUUGAUAAAUUACUUAUUAAACUUCGCUGAAGUAUCCGAGACGUUUGGGGACAACAAUGCACGAAAUUCGGCGAUCUUCCCUUAAAUUACUUUUCCACAAUACUGUAUAAAUGGAGUAUUUGUGACACACUCCUGCUUGUAAGCAAGGGCCGCCGGUAAAACGUACUAUUUAAUUUAGUUACAAAAAGAUAGUCUUAGGUACAAACCAACGUUUUUAUUAAUGAAUCAAGAUUAUAAAUACACUUUAACCUUUUCGCUUCUGAGACCGCUAUAACGUUCAAACUGUUCUUUGCUGACGUCUUUAGAUUUUUUGAUACUGAUUAACACCUGGCAAUAAACAUUGAAGGACAUUUGUCAGAUAGCAGGUCGUCCAAUAUAAAGUGAGAUAUGCAAAGUGAGCAAAGUAUGCAUUUUAACUAUUUUCUUUUAAAAGCAGGCUCCAGCUAACGUGAGCUUCAUACUAAGAAUCAGGCUACAAAGGCAAGUUUUUGCUCAUCUGAAUUACAUUCAACACAUGCUGAGUGAGCUGAACUGAGUUCUUAAAAAUAUCUUCCAUAUCUAUAUAUCUUUCCUUGCUUAUUCAUAAGCAUCAUUACAAAUAAAGUAGAUUGUUUUCAACGAAUAAUAAAUACCAUUAACGAGAGUAGUUCUCAACGAAAUAAGUAACUUAUUACCUGAGGUGAUAAGCUCGUAGUGAAAUGUAUCGAUGGGUGAAGCCUUGUUUCACAGGCUCAUUUGCUGAUAGAUCCUUGUACAUUUACAUUUAACUAAUGCGCUGUUGCCAUAAUUUUGUACCUCAGUUAAGUUUGUGUUUGUAGAAUUAAUUUAGCGAACAAUUUGUGACUCACUGACAGCUAUGACCGAGUUGAGUUUAAAAUGUUAAUUUUGAGAUUAAGGUCCUUAGCAGCUGUGACAGAAAAAUUAACAAGUCGCAUUUGGCAAUUUAUUUUACACAUCACCGAACUGGGAGAAAAUUCAAUAGAGUCUACUUCCACUGAAAAUAUAUUCUCUUUUUUUCUUUUUUUUAAAUAAUAAUGUUCGAUAGUAAGGUAAAGAACAUGAAAAACUUUAAGAGAAAAGUUAAAUAGCAGAAAAUAGUAUUUUUCAAAUAUUAUACAAAGAUAAUUGAGAGCAAUUACUUUAAGCUUUUUAGGAGUCAUUUGUUAAUUUACGGCUAUAACCAGCUGCAUUGAUAUCAGCUUCUAUGGUAAAAGGCAAAAGCUCACUGCGAUAAUUUAAAUCGACCCUUUGACAA
Molecule: messenger RNA, 3061 nt
Organism: Orbicella faveolata
Lineage: Eukaryota; Metazoa; Cnidaria; Anthozoa; Scleractinia; Merulinidae
Biological process (GO): cell-cell adhesion
Cellular component (GO): extracellular region
Molecular function (GO): protein binding; chitin binding
Source: RefSeq, a predicted model, not a curated record